AUGUCCGGCCCGGUGCGCGAUCAAGGUCGUCGGCGUCGCAGCCAGACCUAUGCCGGCCACAAGAGUGCUCGCUCAUCCAAGCUGUCCCUCCUAACUGCCAUCACCUCCGGAUCCCAUGGGUCGACUGGUAGCUCAUCUACCGUCACGCAAGAAUCCUACUCCAAGUCCACCUCAAGUUCGAGUAAACGAAGUAGAUCCUCCCGGCCAAAGAGGUCAAGCGAUGAGCGGAGGAGAAAGGCCUCGCCGGUGGAAACCGACCCAAAGGAUGCCGCCGCAGAGAAAAACAUGUCCAGAGAAUCCGUAGACGUCUUUGCCUUUCUCGUCAAGGACGACGACCAAGGCGCCGCCGACUCCGAUGCUGCCGACUCCAAUGCCGCCGAAGAGGAGCCUCAUGCUGAGAAGGACGACUGUGAUAGUGAGAGCAUCAAGGACGACUCUGAUAGUGAGAGCAUCGUUCCGAGUAUGCAUUCCGACUCGGGUAUAUCAAUGGGUGAUAGCAUUGUCCAUUCCAACAAUGACCCUUUCGUCGACACCCACUUACCUCCUUUACUCGAGGAUGUCCGGGAACAAGAAGACACUCAUAAACCACGGGAGAUCGGGGGCGAUCGCUCGCAACGGCUACGAUGGAAAUAUCCAGAGGUUCCCCAGGCCACCCACAAGCCUCCGACCCCGACACUGAUUGACAGGACACCGAGCCCUGUGCAGAUUCGUGCACGCAUGCCACAAACGCCCGACGGAUACGACAAAGAGUAUUGCUUGCCCCGAAAUGUUUUAUCUGGAUAUGAUCUCAUUGCUGUUAAACUGGCGUCGGGGGAGCUUCCGCCAGUGUUUCGCAACUUUAAGAAGAUCUAUUUUCGACUGCUUCUACAAUUACAAGACGAAAUCAUCGAGAUGGAAGAACAAUUGGCUGCCCUGGACUCCGUCGACGGUCGCAGCCGACUCCAUCCUGACGGCACCAUGUCGCCAGCCUCAAGAAGAUUGAGCUGGCAAUGGGGUCAAUCAGAUGUACCAGCACAUCGAUUACAUGUCUUGGGACGACUGUCAAUGAAGCUUGAACAAUACUAUCAGGUUCUUUCAGCGUCACAGCGAGUCCGCGUACUCUCCUCAUCCCCAACAGCAACCGAGAUUACGCAGUUCCAGACAUGGCUGCACGAGCACAGCCCGCUCUCGCUCUCAGAGUCCAAGUUUUUGGACAACAGUGAGGAUUUAAUAUCAUUAAAAGAGACCACUCUAUCCACCCCAACGCAUUCCACCGGACCAGCAUUAGAAUACGUCCCCAUCUGCAUUCUUACGAUGACGCUUCUGCCACUACUAUGUUUCAAGUUCAUCACCGGAGUUCUGAAUCGACUGAUCUUGCUGACUAUUGUACUGGCGGCUGGGUACAGCAACCUAGAGAAACUUGACAGAUCAAAGGUCGAACAACAUCGACAAUGGGUGAUUGCAUGUUUCGGUGUUUCGUUUCUGGCAGCACUCUUCUUUUAG
Fonsecaea nubica is the source of this 1482-nucleotide messenger RNA. RefSeq lists its product as hypothetical. The record is from RefSeq and is a predicted model, not a curated record. Bases 1 to 1482 code for a protein of 493 amino acids. The transcript is spliced from 2 exons. Lineage: Eukaryota; Fungi; Ascomycota; Eurotiomycetes; Chaetothyriales; Herpotrichiellaceae.